CCUCCAGGCCCAUCCCAAGAUGGCGGAGAUCCCCCUGUACUUUGUGGACUUGCAGGAUGACUUAGACGACUAUGGAUUUGAAGACUGUGGUCCAGAUUGUGACAACAUGAGAGUAACAGCCUUCUUGGACAUUCCAGGCCAGGAUAACCUGCCUCCACUCACUCGCCUGGAGAAGUAUGCUUUCGGUGAGAACACCUUCAAUCGGCAGAUUAUUGCCAGAGGGCUGCUUGAUAUCUUCCGGGACUUCAGUAACAAUGAAGAAGACUUCCUAAUGGUAAUGGAGAUUGUAGUCAGAUUGUCAGAAGAUGCAGAGCCCACAGUGCGGACUGAGCUGAUGGAACAGAUUCCUCCUAUUGCCAUUUUUUUACAAGAAAACAGAUCAGAUUUUCCAGUGGUGCUCUCUGAAUAUCUCAUACCUAUUGUAGUGAGGUACCUCACAGAUCCAAACAAUCAGGUGAGAAAAUCAAGUCAGGAAGUGCUCUUGAUUCUUCUGGAACAAGAUCUAAUUUUCCAGCAUGAUAUUGAAAACAAAGUGUGUCCCAUUCUGCUGCAGCUCUCUGCCCCAGACAGUGAUGACGAAUAUAAAGCAGAAGCUGUGAGCAUAAUCUGCAAAAUGGCUUCCAUGCUGAGUAAGAGUACAGUUGAACGCCUGCUACUGCCCCGAUUCUGCGAACUGUGUGGUGAUGGGAAGCUUUUUCAAGUUCGGAAGGUUUGUGCUGCAAAUUUUGGUGAUAUUUGUCAUGCUGUUGGACAAGAAGCCACUGAGAAAUUUUUGAUCCCAAAGUUCUUUGAGCUCUGCUCUGAUGCUGUUUGGGGCAUGCGGAAAGCCUGUGUGGAGUGCUUCACGGCUGUGUCACACAGCUCCUCCCCUGGGGUCCGCAGAACCCAGCUCUCCCCGCUCUUCAUCAGACUUGUCAGCGACCCCUGCCGAUGGGUGCGCCAGGCUGCCUUCCAGUCUCUCGGCCCCUUCAUUUCCACCUUUGCAAACCCUUCCAGGGCUGGCCUUUAUCUUCGAGAGGAUGGCGCCCUGAACAUCCGGCCUCUCACCCAGGAUUUCGACUCUGGUUUUGCCUCUGGCUCACCCGCUCCCAGCAGUGGUGGUAACACUUCCCCUGCCAGUUUAACUAGUUCAGCAAAGCCUGUGCAGAGGGAGCCAGAGCUACCCGUGGAAGGGACCUCAGCGAAAACCAGCAAUGUCCCGCACAUCGGUAGCUCCUCUGACGGCCCAGUGGAAAACCCUGUGGAAAGCUCUGUGUCGGCUGGAGCUGAGCUGAGCAGGCUUUCCCCAGAGACCAGCGCCUUCUCAAAGCUUUCUGACAAUAACGACUUCCCCAUCAGCAGCUACCCUGGAUCAGAUUCCUGGGCCUGCCCAGGGAACUCUGAGGAUGUGUUUAGUCAUUUUCUUUAUUGGCGAACUCCUCUCCCUGACAUAAGCAAGGACUUAGAGCUACUUCUGAGCGAGGCUGGGCCUCAGGAGGAUGACUGCAGUAGACCUGGGGUUGUGCACAACAACUAUGUGGCCCGGAGUGAGAUUCAGAAAGUCCUUGAUAGUUUGCAGGAGCAUCUGAUGAAUGAUCCGGAUGUUCAAGCUCAAGUUCAGGUAUUAUCAGCUGCACUGAGAGCUGCACAGCUUGACUCCGUGAAUGAACCCGAGAGCCAGCCAACAGCAGGUCUAAAUGAAGUGUCCAUUUCAGAUCCCAGCUCUGCCUCUGACAAUCAGAUCACUCUGUCGGCCUCAUCAUCUCAGAAUGAGCUCUUUGUGGCCAGGAUAUUACAAAGCACAGAUCCUGGUGAACCCAGAAAUGGAACCAGUGACCAUCUGGAGACUGACCAGAGGCAGGAUCCCACCCUACUUGAAGAGAAUAAAUCUAAAUUACAGGAUAUAAUACCUCAGCCGCUGCUAGAUCAGUAUGUGUCCAUGACUGACCCAGCUCGAGCCCAGACUGUUGAUACUGACAUAGCCAAACACUGUGCCUACAGCCUCCCAGGGGUGGCGCUGACCCUGGGCAGGCAAAAUUGGCACUGCCUGAAAGAUACAUACGAAACACUGGCUUCUGACGUACAGUGGAAGGUACGGCGAACCCUAGCCUUCUCCAUUCACGAGCUGGCUGUGAUUCUUGGGGAUCAGUUAACAGCAGCUGACCUGGUGCCUAUCUUCAAUGGAUUUUUAAAGGAUCUGGAUGAAGUGCGAAUAGGAGUUCUUAAACACCUGUAUGAUUUUCUAAAGUUGCUUCAUGAAGACAAGAGGAGAGACUAUCUUUAUCAGCUUCAAGAAUUUGUAGUGACUGAUAACAGCAGGAAUUGGAGGUUUCGAUAUGAACUAGCAGAACAGCUGAUACUGAUUCUAGAACUCUAUAGUCCCAGUGAUGUUUAUGAUUACCUAAUGCACAUUGCCUUAAAGUUGUGUGCAGAUCAAGUUUCUGAAGUUCGGUGGAUCUCCUUCAAACUAGUUGUGGCAAUUCUGCAGAAGUUCUAUUCCAACAGUGAAAGUGCGUUGGGGUUAAAUUUCAUCAAUGAACUCAUCAUAAGGUUCCGGCACUGUUCUAAGUGGGUUGGAAGGCAAGCUUUCGCUUUCAUUUGUCAGGCAGUGGUGAGCAAGGAGUGUGUCCCCGUGGACCAGUUCGUGGAGCACCUGCUUCCCAGCCUCCUGAGCCUCGCGUCAGAUCCUGUGCCCAAUGUGAGGGUUCUGCUAGCCAAGGCCCUAAGGCAGAUGCUGUUGGCAAAGGCGUAUUUUAGAAAUGCCGGUAACCCUCAUCUUGAAGUCAUUGAAGAGACCAUCUUAGCAUUGCAGUCAGACCGGGACCAAGAUGUUUCCUUUUUUGCAGCCCUAGAACCAAAGCGGCGGAAUAUCAUAGACACUGCUGUACUAGAAAAACAGAAUUAACUACUCCGUGAUGAGUUGCAAUCUGAUUGUUUCAUGCUUGGCACAUAUGGCUUAAAGUAACUUGAAGGGGAGCUGAUUGUAUUAUACCAGCUGGGGGAGAUUCUGGAGCCUUUCAUACUGUGUACUCUGACUGGCACCUUUUCCAUCUGUACCCCGAAGGCACUGAACCUGAUGGGGGCUUUUUCUGGAUGGCUGGGCCAUCCUGAUCAAGCCUGAUCAGGAAGUCUGUGGAAAGAUUGCAGACCAUGUAGCUAACUGGGCACUGGAGCCUCUGAACCACCAGGCUGCCUGCCAGCAAGUUAUUUUCUCCAUGGCAGACUGUAUGAUCUGAAGUCCCCCCAACCCUUGCCAGGUAGUUUAUUAGAAGCUCUUAAGUCUUUCAUAGACCUGCAUAUUUCCUUCCCUUAUGAUUUCCUAUAAAAUAUAGUUUCUGGUGUUAUGUUUUAUUUUUAACUGAAAUACUGUACAUAUGUAAAUAACUCUUGACAGGAAGAAAAUAUAUAAAUGUAGUAUUUGCCCCCUAUCAGUGAGCUGAACAAAUACAUCAUUUAAAUCUGUGCUCCACUUUGAGUUGCUACAAAUAUAGUUCAGUUUGUUUACUUUUGAAAAAUGUGAUAAAGAAAUCUAAAGAGUGA
This is a messenger RNA of Mandrillus leucophaeus (drill), 3519 nucleotides long. Its product is annotated as serine/threonine-protein phosphatase 4 regulatory subunit 1-like. Lineage: Eukaryota; Metazoa; Chordata; Mammalia; Primates; Cercopithecidae. The transcript is spliced from 20 exons. Gene Ontology annotation, molecular function: protein phosphatase regulator activity. Gene Ontology annotation, biological process: protein dephosphorylation. The record is from RefSeq and is a predicted model, not a curated record. Bases 20 to 2884 code for a protein of 954 amino acids.